AUGACCGAGUCCGAUGGGAAGGGCCUGACGGUGCCCAAAUUCUCCUCCUUCAAACCACCAGCGCCGGUGUUGGACAUCACCACACAGUCGAACGAGAACACAAAUGACCGUUCAAAAAUCCCCCAGUACCGUCGCAAUGGGCGUGGGCGGCUGCUGGGCUCCGAUGGCUACCUGUCGAUUCACACCGAUGCCAUGGACGAAGAAUUCAGCAUUCGACGGCCGGGUCAAGGAACCUCGGCUUUGAAAGAUAGGCACCUUUUCGCUAAGGUUCGUUACACGAAGCCAAGGCGAAUUCGGGUACGGAAAGACGGCACGGCCUCGUCAGGCGAAGAGGAAUUCGUCCCACUCAGCCAAGCGAAGAACCGACGCCACGAUCAUGACGCAUCGGCAUCAGAGGACGAAGCCAUGGUUUACAGGUCUAUCGAAGGCAAAGCCAAAGCACAUCAGUAUUCAGACAGUGAGCUGGAAUACGACUCGUCUGACGCCGGCGAAUCGAGGUUUGACGACGAUGACCCAGCUAGAAGGAAGUCCAUCGAGCUCUCACGUCGCGUCAAAGAACAUCCAAACGACAUUGAAGCAUGGUUGGCCCUCAUUUCCCACCAGGAUGUGCUCUUGCAUAGAUUCCAAGACUCUGGCGGUGAAGCUACUGAGGCCGAGGUGCGCAGCUUUGCCGAGAUUAAGCUUUCCAUGUACGAGAGUGCUCUUCAAGCCCAAUCUGCAGACCAUGAAGAGCAACUCUUACUCGGCAUGAUGCUGGAAGGAGCCAAAACUUGGCCAGCCUCUAAGCUCCAUCGGCGACUACUAGACGUUGUGCAGCGACACCCGACCAGCUUCGUGCUUUGGAAAGAGAGAAUCGACUCCAUGUUGACGAACAUGACGGCAUUUCAAUUCCAUGAGCUGAAGGAUGCCUAUCAAGAACGUCUGCUAUCACUCCCUGGCUUACAGAAGUAUCCUGAGCAAGUCAUUUAUGUUUUUCUGCGCAUGACAAGGUUCAUAUAUGAUACAGGGUACCGCGAACUCGCUGUGGCUGCGUGGCAGGCCGUCUUGGAGUUGAAUCUCAAUCGACCCUCUACACUCUCUGGCGCGUCAUCGACAGAGAUUAUGGAUCAAUUCAAGGACUUUUGGGAAAGCGAGGUCGCCCGAAUUGGCGAGGACAGCGCUCAGGGAUGGGCUCAUUAUGUGCAACAAGACGGACUACUAGAUGCCCCUGACCCCGUGACACACCCCAUUCACAGAAGCAAGUCGCGCAACGUGUACCAGGCAUGGGGAGCCACCGAGCACGUACAAGGCCAGCAAGCCAGGCUGCCUGCCCGAUCCAUGGAUGAAGGUGUCGAGGACGAUCCAUAUCGCGUCGUCAUCUUCUCGGACCUGGAAAACCUCAUCUUUUGCGUGCCUGGAGCAUUGAUAAAGACUCUGAGAAAGCAGUUGGUGGAUGCUUUCCUCUUGUUCUGUCAUCUGCCUCCUGCCGACGGAUCAAAUGGGUGGACAAAGGCAGCAAUGAAUGAUCCUCACGUGGUCGGCAGCCUCUACGACUUGAGAACCGAGCUGCUGCGAAAGCCUGCUCAGCAUAACCCCGACGAGGACGAUGCAAAACGCCUUCCGAUCUUUGAUUAUGACGCGCAUCAGCUGAGGGUAUCCUUCGACUGUGUCUUCGCAAGUCAAAGUUGGUUUAAGUACUUUGCAGGUUGGCCAACCCGCAACAAAAACCUAGGGGGCCCUGUGCCGCUUUCUUGGACUGCAAAUGCGGUGCGGCAGGUGGUCAAUACCGCAGUUGCUGAGUCGUUGGCGCAAUACUCUUUGGCCCUGGACUGGAUUAACGACCCAGACAAUGUCAAGAAACGAGCCCGGCCGCUACUGAAACAAUUCCCACGCAACCUUCGAUUAUACCUGGCAUAUGCUCUUGCAGAGGAGAGGAAUGGGAACCUGGAUGUCGCAAGACAAGUCCUUGUCUCCUCUGCUGUUCUAGCUAAGUUACUCAUCACGCAACAAACCCUACGCGGCAACCUGAGCUACAACACACCAGCUUCUGAAGCCGAAUCCACAGCUCUGAACGCAGGUGCACUGAUCCUAUGCGAGUAUCUGACAGUUGGAGGGGGAUCUGAAUCAGCGUCUCUGACGCAGGGCAACAUUUCGACAGCAAUGGAUAGAUCAGCGGCAAGGUUGCUCUAUUUCCAUGCUAGGCAAGGUCCGUUUCGAAGCGCCUAUCUGCGAGAGCAGCUUGCCAAAUGCCUAGGUAUCUUCCCUAGGAACACAAUGUUCCUGAGCCUUUUUGCGUGGGCAUCUUCAAGCUUUGGCAUUGACGACCCCGUCGGGGACAUGCUUCGCAGCACUGCCCUCGCAAAUCAGAACGAUUGUGUCAGCAGCCGGAUCUUUGCCAUCAAAUAUGAGCUGCAAAGAGGCAACUCGCACUCGACCCGUGCCGCCUUUGAACAGGCGCUUAAAAGCCCAGCGUGUCGAGCCAACAGCGAGUUGUGGCGGAGCUAUGUUCAGUUUAGCCACUCGCGGAAGGAACUCCGAGCCAAGGCAAAAGAAAUCUUCUUCCGUGGCCUUGGGCAGUGCCCGUGGUCCAAAGACCUGGCCAUGGAGGCGUUCACUACGCUGGCCAACGUGAUGGAUGAGUUUGAGCUGGGAUCAGUCUUCAACACGAUGCAGUCCAAGGGCCUAAGACUUCAUGUGGAGCUGGAUGAGUUUCUGGCCGCGCAGGGCAGGGAAACAGGAAGGCGGUAA
This is a messenger RNA of Verticillium nonalfalfae, 2727 nucleotides long. RefSeq lists its product as uncharacterized. Gene Ontology annotation, cellular component: catalytic step 2 spliceosome. Gene Ontology annotation, molecular function: protein binding. The transcript is spliced from 6 exons. The record is from RefSeq and is a predicted model, not a curated record. The coding region runs from base 1 to 2727 and encodes 908 amino acids. Gene Ontology annotation, biological process: regulatory ncRNA-mediated post-transcriptional gene silencing; negative regulation of RNA catabolic process. Lineage: Eukaryota; Fungi; Ascomycota; Sordariomycetes; Glomerellales; Plectosphaerellaceae.